Molecule: messenger RNA, 1348 nt
Organism: Oncorhynchus gorbuscha (pink salmon)
Lineage: Eukaryota; Metazoa; Chordata; Actinopteri; Salmoniformes; Salmonidae
Product: protein LRATD1-like
Source: RefSeq, a predicted model, not a curated record
AGGGCUGCGGGAGUACAGAGGGGAAGAAGAGAGAGAGAACGAACGGAGAAAUAGAAAAGAGAGGGACAGGGAGGGAGUAGAGAAGACCGUGGAGCCCGCGGCACUGAUGGAACAACAGGAUAUAUAACCGUUCCCUGGACACCGUAUUCCAUGCCUCUCCUCUGUCGGGGCCUCGUCAUUGAUGGGCAACCACUUGGACCGUAUCACCCAUCUCAGCUACAGCGAGCUGCCAACCGGCGAUCCGUCCGGAGUGGAGAAAGAGGAGCUCAGGGUCGGCGUAGCUUACUUCUUCUCCGACGAAGAGGAAGAGGUGGACGACGGAGGAGGAGGAGGAGGUUACCCUUGCGCCAGCCAGGAGAGCCCCGGGGCGGUCAGCGAGCUGGAGUACUCCGCAUUCUGCUCACAGGAAUGCAUCUUCUCCAAGCUCCGCGAAAACCAGGACUUGAACGUGUACUCCGCCAAAACAUUGCUCUCCAUGUGCAAGCCAGGGGACCUUGUGGAGCUAGUAUCCACAUCACAGGCACCACACUGGGCUGUGUACGAGCUCAACGACCAGGUGAUACACCUGCGAGGGGAGAUACGGAAGGACAGCCUGACUGAGAUAGGACGGGGCCGGCGUGGACGGAUAGUGAACAGCCGCUACCGGUUCCGGCCGCUGCCUGCCAACCUGGUCGUGCAGAACGCCACUGGGCACCUCGGCCUGAACAGUGGGGAGAUCUGCUGGACCAACUCUGAGAGCUUCGCCGCCUGGUGCCGUUUCGGGAAGCGGGAGUUUAAAGGAGGCGAGGCACACUCGGCGGCGCAGCAGUACUUCCUCAAAGUGCACUUUGACGCCGGGACUCGGAGUGGACACACGCUGGUGUUCCGUAGCCUGGAAGACAUGAUCUGGGAGCGCAGGCGUGUGGACGCCAACGGGAUUCUGAAAGAGAUGUCUUUAGGGGUCAACGGUGGGAAGGAGUGAUUGAUUUUGGAAUUCUAAUUAAAAUGAUGGCCUAUACCUCUCCUCUUUCUUCUCCACACACACACACACACACACACACACGCACACGCACACGCACACGCACACGCACACGCACACGCACACACACACAGCAAAAGAGAGAGAGAUGAAGAGAGGAAGGACUUGUUGUGUAUGUAGGCUGUCGGCAUACUGCAGGCUGACCGAGGACGGGGCUCUGUGACUCUGUAGGAGAGAGAUGUGAUCAUCAUACUGCAGGCUGACCGAGGACGGGGCUCUGUGACUCUGUAGGAGACAGAUGUGAUCAUCAUGCUGCAGGCUGACCGAGGACGGGGCUCUGUGACUCUGUAGGAGACAGAUGUGAUCAUCAUACUGCAGGCAGACCGAGGA